Molecule: messenger RNA, 9872 nt
Organism: Pocillopora meandrina
Lineage: Eukaryota; Metazoa; Cnidaria; Anthozoa; Scleractinia; Pocilloporidae
Source: the annotation of a GenBank genome assembly
AUGUCAUUUACAGGAUCCAUUCAAGCUAUAGUUUAUCCAAGUAUAAUCUCUACUCCACAAAAGCCAACAAAAGCCUUCACUGGCGAGACUGUGUCAUUUAAGUGGCACUAUAAUUCAGGAGAUCUAAAGAAUGAUCUUUUCGAGGUGGUGUUUGGUAUUUGGAAGAGUCCUGGCUUCCUGAAAACAAAGUUGAUAGCUGUCAACUCGAGUGGUUUUGCUUCAACGAGGUCUUCACACAAGUCAUCUAUGGGUUGGGCAGGAAAUUUGACAUCCUCUGUCGCAGUGUUUGAACUUUAUAAUGUAAAACUAAAAGAUAGCAAGAAGUAUGGAAUAGUGGUGGAAUAUGGUCUCCAGCAUAACCUGUUGACCGACACAGUUCAGCUUCAAGUUAAGUCCAGACGUAAGUAAUAUCGUUGAAGACAGCUCGGAGUAUGUUGGCACUGACUCAAAAUUAAACUUUUGGAUGCUGUGAUUAUGGUACAUCUGUAGGUUAUAAGACGGAGUCCGCUGAAUAGAGGUACAUGCAUGUAUCUUCAAUGAAGGCAACAAUUGACAAGGUUAGAGGGUCAUUGUUUUGUUCUGUUGGGAUCAAAGUUAGAGUUCCUUGACCGGAGGGGUCCCUGAAUUAUCAAAAGAAAUCGAUAAAGGUAAUUUCUAGUUACAUCUAGUUACUGAGAGAUUGAUCCAGAUAAAUUUGUUUGCAGCCAUGCUUGAUCUACCGAGAAUCAUGAACGUCAGUAAACCGGCGCCGCUCAGGAAAGGACAGAACGUUAACCUUACAUGUAUUGCCCAAAGCUUGUCUCCUGUUCAAGUCAUGUGGAAAAGAAAUGACAAAGUAUUAGUCAGCGGUACUUCUCAAGCCAUACUGACCCUAAGAAAUAUUACAGCUGAGGACUGCGGCGAUUAUGUUUCUGUUGCUAAAAACACCGCCGGAGAAGAUACUAGGACUGUUAUCCUACUAGGUAAAUGGUUUCACAUAUGCUUGUCAGACGAAGUUUCUUAAGGUGAUUCCUCAAUAAAAAAAGUUAUCGAACAAUUUUUUUAAACUUUAGUUAAGUUAUCGUGCUUGUUUAGGAGAUAUAUGCCUCAGGUACUGGCACUAAUCACACGCGUCAUUUCACAGGUCUAUGGUACAUAUGGUGCAGCUGGAAGCAAGGGUUUUUAAAGUAACACUUGAAAAAACUUAAUAGGUAGAAAUUCUCGAGCGUAUGGAACAAUUUGGUUUAUAAUUUUUGGGGAAAAUCAAGCCAAUUUAAACGACAUUGACCCAAAACGUUCCACGAGUCGUUCCUUUCAAGUUCAUAAUUUGUAAUGGGCUUAGAGCACGCUUUUAGCUUUGUCUUUUUUUCCGUUCGAAGUUUUUUUUUUUUUUUUAAUUUCCCUUAUUUAAAGGGAAUAAUUUUUCAUCAAAAUUAUGUAAUAAAACUAUAGGUCACCUUCCUCGUCCAAGAGCCGAAGACCAUCGCACCUCUUUACCUGGUCUGUGGAUUGAAAAACAAUACCGUGUUCUCGGAAUGCGCGCGCUCAUUCCCCUGAUUACAUGAUUUUUAUGCGCAAUACAGGAUGCGCAGUGCAAUACUGAGGAAUCACCUUAAAAUGAAGCUUCGAGUGUUAGCCCUUCGUCAGAGCCCUUCGUUCUGACUCUCGAAAGGUCAGCUUCAGAAACUCCUUAUACGAUGGCUCAUUAUAUGGCAUUAUCAACUCAAUUGAUGAAACCAAAUUAUAUUGUCAAAUCCCUAACUGACGCAGCACUACAGUUUCUUUAGAAACUUACCCCCUUUAACGCAAGGCAAACCGACUACCACUGAUCUUGUUCAUAGAAUUUCCCCAUAAAUGAUUCUUGUUAUGUCAACUUUGCAUUCCGUUCAGUGCUCAAAUAUGGAUCCUAAAAUUCCUUCUCAUUGAUCACCUGACGAGCUAAUGAAUACACCUUUGGCCGUAGCCCUUCAUUCUAUUUCCCCUGGAAUUCCUCAUAAACAACUAAAUUUUCCUGCUUGACACAGUACUUCCGGAAAGCCCAACUAUACUGAAUUCAGACAAAAUAGUGACCAGUCCCAACUGGACGCUACGAUGGUCAGCAGCUGAAAGUGAAGGAGAGGUGCAGGUGACGUAUACAGUUUGGCAAAAACGUGAGGGUGCAGAAUCAUGGCAACUGGAAAAUGUUACAAGAAACAUAUUUCACAUUGGACUUGAGGAUAAUACAUCUUACUCGUUCGUGGUGAAAGCUUGGAACAAAUGUGGAGAGAGUAUGUUGGACAGAGACAAAAUGCUGAACAUAUCCACCAACUUUGAAAACAAAGUUACACAAGGAAACGUCAUAUCUCGCGAAACAGUUCCGACAGAAAACAUGGUUCCGACAGGUAAGAAAAUGGGUGAGAAAAAUCAUCAUUACUGCCCUAUAUGUUUCUUCUUAGACAGUUUAUUUUCGGUCAGUAGGUCACAUAAAAGUUUGCAGGUAAAUGGUGGCUGCCAUCAGACUCAAUUUUGCUCAUAGGCGUAAUUGUGUAUCUGAACGUUUCAUGGUUAUCGUAGACAAAAGGCCAUAUAAACAUGAAUGAAUAUAAAGCCCAGAAAUUGGGUUGUUUUGUAGGUGAAUGGAGAGAGAGACUACGUAACUGAAGCUUCUCGAGCACAGUGCUGGGGAGGGAAGGGGCACAAAGUAAUGACCGCGGUUAGGCUCAAAACCGCGGACAUGUCAAUCUAGUGAACCAAUCAAAACCUCACCCCAUUUCCCAGAUGUUGACUGUUUUAAAUUUCAUUCGACAGAGAGUGAGAAUGCUCUGACUCCAAUCUUCAGCAGCAGACAAAUAGACGUCGAGUCCCCGUGGAAAAUUGAAUUCAUCAUUUUAAUAGUAGUGGGCAUCAUAUUUUUCAUACUAAGUGCAAUUGUGGUUGUGCGAAAAAAAAUUAUCCAAGACAAAGAAGAUGGUCAAAGUAAGUAACUUAAAGCGUGCCCUUCGAUGGAAUGUCGUAAGACAAAAGCUGAAGUACAUGAUAUAACAGAGGCUAAUCAGGAAAAAAGGAUAAUUUUGUACUCAUAUGAAAUGGAGUCACCUAGAGUUCAAAAUCAUUCGAGCCGCCAUUGAUUUUAGUUUUGUAUCUGAUUGAUUGGGGAGUUAUUUUAGAACAAUCACAGAGCAGAGUGAAGUAAACUAUAACAAUUUAGAUAUCUUUUAAAUAAUGCAUGCCUUAUAAAUAAGUUACAUAUAGCUUAACCAUCAAUGAUGAAGAAGACAAGGAUAAAGCUUUCAGUGUUUUAAAGACGUGAAAUUACUUUAGAGUCAAAGGGAACGAGAAAUCUUCGUUAAAAAGAGUAACAAUUUCUCUAUUUUUCUCUUUAAAACUCCAUAGGACACCAAGAUUUGUGGAACGGAGGGUAGGUAUUCAAUAGCGAAUUAAUCUUUACGAGGAAUUAUUCCAAUAUCUUUCUGUCUCUUAUCAACGGGAAAUUGAAGAAAUUUAAUCAUAUGAUAUUCAGCUUUCUUUAAUUUUGUAGAUUCGCUGGAAAAAGUUGAAGUUCAACGAGUUAGACAUAAAAAAAAUAUAUGUAUUAAUAAUGGUAAUAGGACCGAGCGGAGUCCAAUUCGUUCUGUAAUUAUACGAGCGAUUAACAAAAUCGGACUACCGCGAAGCGGAGUCCUAUUGGUUUAUCACGAGGUGUCCGCUUACAGCCAACUGUCCGAUUACACCUCUACAGAAUGUUCAUUGAAAAAUGAAGCAGCUGAUGCACCAAUCAUAUUUGAGGAAAUUGUAAUGGUUAUGAUUAAAUACUGUAUCAAUCAAUGUUAUUUUUUCAUUGAUUAGGAUAAGUACUCGAAUUGAACCAAAAGUUACGUCCGGUCGAUGAGUUGAUAAACAACAAAAAUAUAGAUUUUCAUUAUUUGAUGUGUAUUGCUUUUUCAGGCAAACCUCAUUGCUUUCAAAUUUACAAGCAAAUUCUGCAUUUGAUGAGGUGGGGAAAGAAUAAUCUGUAUGGUCUCUUUUAGUGUAUACUAACACGGCUCAAGGCGUUCAAGGCGCGCUCUGAUUGGCCUCUUAAACGCCGAACAUCCCUUGUUAUUCACUUCGGAGCAACUCGCAGGGGAUUUAGGCCGAAAUAUCGUAAUCGUUACAGGAAAAAUAAGUUAAGAUCAUCUUUUUUUGCGCUAUUUAGUAUAUACUUAAACAACCAUCCACCUCCGAGUCAGAGUCGGUGGUUAACGUGAAUAAUUGCCUCGCCGCUUCGCGGCUUGGUAAACACCCACAGCAGCAGCAUUCAUCUACCACAAAACUUUCUCCACUUUGGUGAAUACUUAUAAGCUACCGUUGAUUUAAUCCAAAGAUUGUUUCACUAUUACUAUUCCCAGUUGUUCUCAUUGCCACAAAAAGGUCGAAUGCUCCAUGAUAGUUUGGUUUUGUCGGCUGAGUUGAUAAUGCGAAUUAGCCACCAUGAAGAGAUUAAGGUCACCUUUGUUGGAAUGGCAUCCUGAAAUUCAGUCAUGCCAAGAACAAAAACCGAUCCAUACGCAGAUCGACUCACUACAAGUACCACCCAGUCCUGAAAAAUUGAAGAAUGAGAAUUGCUAAACUUACUGAUAUAAUCUUUUUUAUCCUUUACGUAACCUCAUCGCCUCCAGAGACUUAAAUAUCUAACCUCCAACAACAUCAGUUUAUAAAUAAUUUGUUUGCAGGUUAAUGAGAGUUCUUCAGAAACAGAACCAGUGACGACAGUGAUGACUUCACUGGGACUUUCACAAUCCUCGUUGACGAGAGAACAACCAGUAUCAGCAAUGGUGGCUAAAACUGAGGAAGGAACAAGAGAGAGACCCGAGAUGAGCUCCGUUGCUGCUGCAUGCUCCUCUGGUCAGCAGGUCAUGUCUUUAGCGACGUUUUCCUCACGUGAAAAUUACGAGAGUUCUUCAGAAAGAGAACCAGUGACGACAGUGAUGACUUCACUGGGACUUUCACAAUCCUCGUUGACGAGAGAACAACCAGUAUCAGCAAUAGUGGCAAACACUGAGGAAGGGACAAGAGAGAGACCCGAGAUGAGCUCCGUUGCUGCUGCAUGCUCAUCUGGUCAGCAGGUUAUGUCUUUUACGACGUUUUCUUCACGCGAAAAUUAUGAGGCGUUGCACAACUCCACUGAAGUGAACGCCCAAGUUGCAGCAGCUCCAAAUGCAGAGAAUGAAAACAUUGUCCAAGUUCAAGAGGAAACAGUCCGAAGUCCCGACACGUUCAGAAACAAACCUCCAAAUAACACAACUCAAGGAGUGAAUCAUUCAGAAGAUUACCUGCAACCGGUGGAGCACUUACACUUACAAGCUGCGUUUCAAAACGGAAAUAGCUCCCGAUGUUGUCGUGGAAAGAUACAAACCUUGCCUCAAGGUCGUCCUGCACCUAAGCCCAGAGGAAAAUUGUCCACGUUUGCGGGAAUGACGUCAAAUUCACGCAGGCAAGGGUUUCAACAACGUGCAGAUGUCGAACGAGUUAACCAAUCAAGGUUCUGCACUCCUCAUCCAAGAGUUCUACAAAGAGAACACAGUUAUCAGAAUGAUAGAUGUGCAGCAACCCCGUAUGAGAGCCCAAGAUGUCCACAAUCAGUUUUACCUUCUACUUCCAGGAGGGAGUCACCAUACACGAAAGUGCAGAACAACACCAACUGGGAAGUGCCCAGCGGACGCCUGAGACUAUUUAAAAGGAUCGGCGGUGGAACAUUCGGUCAAGUGUGGGAAGGUGCUGUGUUGGAUGUGCGUAAUACUCAAGGCUGGUCUACUGUAGCUGUUAAAAUGCUAAAGGGUACGUGCUACUGCUAACAAAAUAUAAAAAUGCCUAUAAAUCCGUACUGACUAUGGAUAGCUUUUAAGGCGAAAGGACGGAGCACUACAUCUAAUACCUCAUAUAAUUCUCUCAGAGGUGCUUGCAUGCACUGCUAAAAAUCUUAGAUUCGUAAAUGAUAUUUAAAAUUUAAGAUGCAUUAUCGUUCUCUAAUGAGUGAGGAAUUAGUAGCAUGUGCUGCUGGAUCACCAGUAACAAGAAUUGAUAGAGGCACAUUUUAAUGCAAGCAGUACUUCUUCAAAAAGAAGGAAAGAGUUUUGUGUCGUAUCAAUAAGUUAUUGAGGAAGUCGCAACUCAAUCAGAAAAAAACUCUUCAUUUUUGUGCAAGGAUAUGCCAGAAAGUAAAAGCCUCACAACAAAAACUUUGAAACGAAAAAUUAUUUGGACCAAGUUUUCUGGAGAAACGAAUGAACAAGAUUAAGUUAGAAAUACUGUAACUAAAGUUUUCGUGACAUUCGCUGUUCUAGAAAAUUCCUCGAAGUCGGAUCGAAUGGAUUUGUUGUCAGAGCUGGACUUGUUGAAGAAACUUAAACCUCAUCCUAACGUGAUACAAUUGUUGGGCUGCUUGACUAAAGACGUACUCCGAUGUAAAGGAAGGCGUGAAUUUAGUGAGUUGGAUUAUUUCCAUCCUACAUGCGCGAAGUAAAGAUAUAGUCGGGAGAGGAAAAUUUUGUCUCUGUUAUAUCAAAACUGAAAAAUUUGUACCCUGAAAUGAUUUGAUUUCUUCGUUUGCUAUUGUUGCUUCUUUGUUUGUCUGUUUGUUUGUUUUUUUCAUAACCACACCCCGGUUGCGUUCUUCGACGAGACGAGGAGACUGGGACAGUCGUUUUUACUUCAGAAAUUUCAAAAACCAGAGCUGAUCGGAAAUAAAAAAUUAUUUAUAUAAACGGCUAAAUGCAGUUAUUUGAUGGCCAGUGUAAGAAAAUCGAUCUUUGUCAGAAUGCCAUUGUAUAACUUUAACUCCAAGGAUUCAUUUUCUUUGCACAUUCAGGGCCGCCUCUUGUUAUUCUGGAGUUUGUCCCUCAUGGUGAUCUCCUUGGAUAUCUGAAGAAAAGUAGAGGCGAGACAGAUGACUACUACGACGUUAAAUGUGCAGAAACUGCAUUGAAAAUACCAACAGAACAACUUUACAAAUUCGCUUGUGAUAUUGCCCGGGGAAUGGCGUUCAUAUCGGCUCACCAGGUGUCGUAUUUCACUUAAUCUGUUCCAUUUUUAUGACACGUGAUAUAUUUAACAAUUGCUCAGGGACAUAUCUAACGAUGAAAUAUCUAGCCACUGCCACGGUGAAAAGUUGUGUAAGUAUAUACUAAAAUACUCAGAUAACAUAGCACAAAAAGAUUAUUUUAUCUAAUUUAUUACUGCAACGAUUACGAUAUUUUCGGGCUCAAAUCCCGCGCGAGUUGUUCAGAGGUCAAUAGCAAAGGAUAAUUGGAGUUUGAGUAGCCAAUCAGAACGCGUCUUCAACACCAUCCACUGUUUAGUAUAUACUAAACUCGAGUGUACACUUCGUCGAUAAGCGAUAUUUCAAUUUUUUUAUACUUCUAACUUUCAUACUACCAGACAUUUCAUUCUCAUGUUAAGAACACUUGAGGAAACUAACUUAACAUGGACAAACACAAAGUUAAGAAUUAAGAAUAAGAGGUGCAAGUCUUUGUCAAAAUUAAAAAUACAACAUUUCAAACUGAACUGAGAAAACCUUCGUGAAAUUAAAUUCUCAAUGAGUAACGAUUAUUCAAAACGAUGGAGAUGAGAAAUUUAUUACACGAGGUUAAACACUGGGCGAAAUAUUAUUCAUCAAAUUGUUUGUUCACUUGUAGUUCGUUCACCGAGACUUAGCAGCGAGGAAUGUGUUGGUUGGCGAGGGUCUGCACUGUAAAAUCACUGACUUUGGAAUGGCGAGAGAUCUUGGCAAAGAUAAAAUUUAUGUCAAGAGGUCCAAUGUAAGUAAGCAUGUACCCACUAACAGGUACAGUGAGUGCGUGCUGCUCCCCCUCACCCCCCCCUUCCGCGACCUUUCAAAUUCGUUACUUCUCAGACUUUAUAACAUUGAUCCUAGUAUCUCAAACUUAUGGAAGUUAGAAAUUUUUUGACAACUGAACUUACAAAACACUCAUUCUGGUUCUAUGUUAAAUUUUUAUUGCGUUAUUUCAUAGGGAGUUGUACCAGUGAAGUGGAUGGCAGUUGAAUCACUCACAAAACAAGUUUUUACCCCAGAAAGUGAUGUGUAAGUAGAUUGAUGAGCUUGAAGUAAAAGUGAUAACACUUUCCAAAGGAAUAUUAACUCAGCGCUCUUUUUAAGAAUUCAAUGUCUCUUUAGCGUGAAAUCAAAUCUUCAUGUUUCCCGCCCGACUGUUUCCUGCUUCCUUCCUCUCUUUAGCGUGAAAUCAAAUCUUCAUGUUUCCCGCCCGACUGUUUCCUACUGAGCAGUAACCUGAUCAUGCAAGAAAGCGAGAAAAGUUCUUUGUAUGUGAUAGAUUUUUCGAUGGUCUAUAUUACAAGAGACUCUCCGCAAACUAAAAAUAGUGAUAAUCGUCUGAGACAGAUAGCGGUAAUAUAAUACACAUAUUUUUUUUUUGUCUUUCCUUUUUUUUUAGGUGGAGUUAUGGAAUCGUCCUACAUGAGAUAUUCACCCUCGGUAAUUGGAAUUUUUCUAGGUUUUUGGGAGACUUGAGGUUAUUUGGACUCGGAGUAAGAAAAGUAAGAUGGCAGAGAAAGCCAGAGGAAAACAGGAUAUCAACCUAACUAGGUCACUUCUUGUCGAGGAGGCCUGACAAUCACCCGUGUCGGGAGCUGAUUAUAGACUGUUAAACUGGAAUUUCGAAUGCGAUCGUGGGGGGCUGCUAUCGAACCUGCAAACAGAGAGUAUCAUUGUGAUCAAUCGGAUGUGGGUAGUCCUGGAAAGAACAAUGCGAGUGAAAGUCAUCAUCAGAGGUCUCUGUGAAGGAGAUUCGAGGAUGUUGAUAAGUCAACCAUUGUCACUGACAACAAUCCUUUCCAGAACUACUCUAAUCUAGACGUGUAGUCUACACAAUCAACUGCUGCCUGAGGUUUCAAACCUUUCACUCUACUAAAAAGAAAAUUUGCAAGUCUGUUAUUACUCAGUACUAUCUUUUCUACAGAACCUUUUUCUUCAGCUUUCUGAGAGCUGACAUCUUUUAAGUUCUUCGCGAGCAUACAAACUUCUACUCUUUUUCUGAGUCAAAUACGCAGUGUUUUUUAUCUUUGCAGGGGGGAACCCUUACGAUGGAAUGAGCGGACAAGAAGUCUUUACGUACGUGUUGCAUGGUCAUAAAUUGCGAAGGUCGUCAGGCGUGAGCCGAGAAUUGUACGUAGAAUCACGUUACAUCUAGAUUCACACGUAUAAAUAGGCCUCACUUAUGAAUAGGCCUAUUCAUAAGAGAGACCUUGACCUUGAAGAGAGAGGCAAAAGUUUUCUGAACCAAUCAAAUGGCAAAGUAAAGCAAAACCAAUAUAAUCCGGAUAACUUUCGACAAUCAGUUGAAAAUUGCUGCAGUAAAAGCUAUAGUUGAGUAAGUGUUUCAUACAUGGAAAUAAUGCUCCAAAAGGCUCUACUGACCUGAGGAAUGUAUUUUUAUUUUACCUUGCACUCGUAUAAAACACCGGAUUUUUGACCCAACAGUUCAAAUCGUCAUACUAUUUGUUUUUUUUAACAAGUCGCUGGUUAUGUGGAGUUUUGGUGAGUAAAGACUGACUCAUGACUUCACAGAUAUCUUUAAUUGGUUACGUCUGUGUUUACAUUAUAAAAAACAAAUUCCCCUGAAUUUAUAGCCGUUUUGACAGUUGGGUUUUUGGUUUUACCCCGCGAAAACUGAUCAUUAAAGCAGAAAAAGGAAAUGUUUCUACAUUCAUUCGGACAACUUGCUAUCUUAACAACAUGAUCACUUGAUUCCCACAGGUAUAAAUUGAUGCUUCAGUGCUGGGACCAAGAGCCAUCUAGGCGACCGACAUUCGAAUCAGUUACGUCGUGGAUGGAAAAUUUAGCGCAUUCUCACUGUACAGAAAGUCGGAAAACCUCCCAAAUUAUAAGCUGGGCGUAA